Musa acuminata AAA Group (dessert banana) is the source of this 1633-nucleotide messenger RNA. Its product is annotated as germin-like protein 5-1. Gene Ontology annotation, cellular component: cell wall; plasmodesma. Bases 828 to 1487 code for a protein of 219 amino acids. Gene Ontology annotation, biological process: regulation of root development; plasmodesmata-mediated intercellular transport. NCBI's taxonomy places the organism in Eukaryota, Viridiplantae, Streptophyta, Magnoliopsida, Zingiberales, Musaceae. The record is from RefSeq and is a predicted model, not a curated record. Gene Ontology annotation, molecular function: manganese ion binding. The transcript has 6 exons.
GAUUUUAAAGCUCAGUGAACUUGGAACACAAACAUGAUGAGGAGACCCUGUCAUAGGAAUGGCCAGUAAUAAAGUAGGUCACUUUGUUGGGAGCCUCACUUGUUAUCUGCUGCACAGGCAGCAGGACUGCAGCUCCCUUUUAAGCAUAUGUAAUGCAAAAAGCUGCUACCUGCCAUCAUUCAAGGUGCAUCUCCUAAAGCUAAUCAGCAGAAGAGACAAGGUUAGCAUUGGCUUCCAACCAAUCUUUGUAACAGAGACCAUUGAGAGCUCUUGUGAAAACUUCUUUCUAGCUAAACAUGUUUUAAGAACUUACAUAAUGGGGUGUAUAUUUGAAAAUAACUUUGGCUGAUGCCUUCGGACCCCUCCUGCCUUUGAGAAGAGAUAUUUUUCAAACUCGAGUCAGCCCACUAUAAAAGCACAAGAGAGAAUAAGUUGUGAAGAAGGUUCCAGGAACCUGUCAUGACCGAAGAAUCUGGAUGAUCUUUUCCCAGCUGAUGAAGUCUUCUCCCGCCCACUUUGCUUCCCAGCAAUGCUUUGGUGUCAAUAUCACCAUUCAGGCUUGCACUGAAAGUUAAAGCUGUAGUUAAGUAUUGACUCCAUUUGCUGCAAGUUGGAGGAGCCCAUGACAGCGUCCGGAGUUCAGCGCAGUUCAUGCUUUUGAUCAAUCAGCACUGAGCACGAGCCUACAUUAAAUGCGUCCCAACUUGGUCAGCAAAGCCUGCUGUUGGUUGGCCGCUGCAUUAUUACGCCAUUCGAAGGGGGACCAUUGACCGUAAGGUCAUUCACCCCUUCAUACCAAGAUAGUUCAGCAGCAACCAACGAAAGCCAUGGCCACGUCUUCCCUCGUCACCAUCUUCUCAUUCCUCUUCCUCGUUUCUUCCAACCUUGCUGCGGAUCCUGACAUGCUGCAGGAUAUCUGCGUGGCGGAUCUCAACGCUGGCGUGAGGGUGAAUGGCUUUGCGUGCAAGCCGGCAGCGAACGUGACGGAGGCGGACUUCUUCUUCCAGGGGCUGGCGAAGCCGGGCGCGGCCACCAACACCACCAUGGGCUCCCUGGUCACCGCCGCCAACGUGGAGAAGAUCCCCGGACUCAACACCCUGGGCGUGUCCAUGUCCCGCGUCGACUACGCCCCCGGCGGGCUGAACCCGCCACACACCCACCCCCGCGCCACCGAGAUCGUCUUCGUGCUCGAGGGCACCCUCGACGUGGGCUUCAUCACCACCGCCAACAAGCUGAUCGCCAAGACCAUCACCAAGGGCGACGUCUUCGUUUUCCCUCGCGGACUCGUCCACUUCCAGAAGAACAACGCCGACGUCCCCGCCGCCGCCCUCGCCGCCUUCAACAGCCAGCUCCCAGGCACACAGUCCCUGGCCGCUACCCUCUUCGCCGCCACCCCUUCGGUGCCCGAUCACGUCCUCACCAAGGCCUUCCAGAUCGGGACCAAGGAAGUCGAGAAGAUCAAGAGCCGCCUCCAGCCCAAGAAGUGAGAGUUCUCAUUUCUUGGACUCGGCCACUAUGAUUCAUGGUUUGUAUGAAGUUGCUACUUCUAAUUCUUAUUGAGAUUUGAGAGAGUGUAAUAAAGACUGCAACUAUAGCUCCCAAUCAAAGCCUAAUAAUUCAAUGCCCUUUCCUA